CCGGCAGUCCGCCAUGAACUGCCUGACGGUGCCCGGUGUCCACCCCGGCUCCCCCAGCCGGCCCCGCGGGCAGAUACAGGUGAUCUUCGGGCCCAUGUUCUCCGGGAAGAGCACAGAGCUCAUGCGGCGAGUGCGACGGUUCCAGCUCGCCCAGUACCGGUGCCUGCUGGUGAAGUACGCCAAGGACACGCGCUACAGCUCUUCCGGGGUCUCCACGCACGACAAGAGCACCAUGGAGGCCCUGCCCGCCGGGCUCCUCCAGGACGUCUACCAGGAAGCGCUGGCUGCCGCCGUCAUCGGCAUCGACGAGGGCCAGUUCUUCCCAGACAUUGUGGAGUUCUGCGAGGCAAUGGCCAACACUGGGAAAACCGUCAUUGUUGCUGCUCUGGAUGGGACUUUCCAGAGAAAGGCCUUUGGGAGCAUCCUGAACCUGGUGCCGCUGGCGGAGAGCGUGGUGAAGCUGAACGCUGUGUGCAUGGAGUGCUUCCGGGAGGCCUCCUACACCAAGAGGCUGGGAGCAGAGCGGGAGGUUGAAGUGAUUGGAGGAGCUGACAAGUACCACUCCGUGUGCCGAGCCUGCUACUUCUGCAAGCGGCCCCAGCAGGCCGGGCCAGAGAACAAGGAGAACGUGCCCCUGGGCCUGAGGCAGCUGGAGACAGCAGCCCCUCGCAAGAUCUUCACUUGACUGCUGGGAAGAUGGAGGGGAAGGGAGCUCAGUGCUGUGGCUCACAGGCACCGGGUCUGCCUCUCUGUGCUUUAACAAACUGUUCAGUGCCUCAGCCCUCCCUGCCCAGCCUCCCCACGCCAAGCGCCACAACUGAGGAUCCACCAAGCCUGAUGCUGUGGAAGCUGAAGCAAAAGCCUGGCUAGAGUGAGUUCCCAUCUCAGAACAAGGAGAGAGACCAGCACAGUUCCUGAUGCCACACACAGGCCCUGGGGCACCGCACGUCGAGCCGGGCUGCGGCGCUGCCGCCGCUCACCGUGGCUCUGGACAGCUCUCCCAGUGGUCUGAGCGUGCUCAGGCUGGCACUGCUGCCUCUGGUGCCGCUGAAUGCAGCCCUUCUCUCUUGUGCACUGUUGCUAAAUUCCAGGUUUCUUUAAGACAAGGUACUGCCAUUAGUAUUUUAACUGCAAUUUUUAGCUUCCUUCCUUAACCGUCUGAGGUAACUUGUCCCUAGUCACGGAGCUGUGACACAGCUUUUAAACUGACACACAAGGCAGCCCAGCCCUGGGCAGGCCCCCAGCCUCUCUGCCAGCAUGCUCGCUGGUGUCAAUCAUUGUUGAAACAGAAGAAGGUGGAGGAGGCCUGGCAGCUGACUCUUUUGAGAGGUUGAACCUCAAAGGGCUGGCUGUGUUCUAGCAGGCUGUGACUGACUCGUCUGGAGGAGCUGGUCCCAGGAAGAGCCUCCAAAUUCAGAGCAGUUUUUCUCUUGAACCAGGUUCAAGGCUGGUGCUUCCACUUUGGUGCUAUGUUACCUGUGAGAGGUUUGGAGGCUCAGACUUUGCACCAAUUAUUCCAGGGAAGAUGUAGCUGCUUGGCAAAGGGGCUCUCCUGAGGAGCUGCUUCUCUACUCUAGUCAUGUCUCUUGCUUUCUCCUCAGCCUUCCAAAAUUCUUGAGGCUGACUCUUAGUCUGCUCUAAGCUGACUGAAGGAUCCUCUUCCCUCUUUGUUAGACUCAGAUUCUGGAAGGUUGUUGCUUCCUUAUUCCCUGCGAAAGUGUUUUUUUCCUGGAAGUGUUUUUUUCCAGCAUCCACAGGCUCCAAGCAGUAGCUCUUUGUUCUGGCCAGGCCAGACCUCUUCAUCUGAGUCCAGGGUUGCUGCUUGGGUUGCUGCUUGCCUGUGCCCUGGAAGGCUCCAAGAGCUGCCUGAACUCCCCCUGCUGCCCCCGUGUUACAGGUGAGAAUUAUUGUAUUCACAAGCACUCCAUUACCAGGCCUGGGCUUUUCCCCCAGGGCUGCGGGAGGUUCUGCUGCUGCUUUAGGUUAAUAAAUAACUUAAUGAA
Messenger RNA from Vidua macroura (Pin-tailed whydah), 2003 nucleotides. RefSeq names its product thymidine kinase 1 (gene TK1). The transcript is spliced from 7 exons. Gene Ontology annotation, molecular function: thymidine kinase activity; ATP binding. The record is from RefSeq and is a predicted model, not a curated record. NCBI's taxonomy places the organism in Eukaryota, Metazoa, Chordata, Aves, Passeriformes, Viduidae. Gene Ontology annotation, biological process: thymidine metabolic process. Bases 14 to 685 code for a protein of 223 amino acids.